Molecule: messenger RNA, 1848 nt
Organism: Rubroshorea leprosula
Lineage: Eukaryota; Viridiplantae; Streptophyta; Magnoliopsida; Malvales; Dipterocarpaceae
Source: the annotation of a GenBank genome assembly
GCUCCCGCCGAAUGCAGCUUAUAUAUCUUUGUUACAGUUUUCAAUUUCAAGAAACAAAAACAGAAGAAAAUUAUUUCGGAUCGACCACCGCGAUUCCUUCCAAACGCGGUUGCAAGGAGAAGAGAAAUUCGUUGGGCAAUCGGAUUGUUAGCUAAUCGUAUGAAUCUGCUUCGCAAUCGCCCGUGGAGUUUAAUUUCGAGAAUGACCCAAGAAAUGAACAAGGCCGAUGUCCGACCGUCUGCUACAGCCACCGCCACACCAACUGUAGCAAAGAAGAGAUCGUUGUGGCCUUCUGUGUUACGUUGGAUCCCUACUUCCACCGAUCAUAUCAUUGCCGCAGAGAAGCGUCUUCUCUCGCUUGUCAAGACUGGAUAUGUUCAAGAGCAAGUGAAUAUAGGUUCUGGUCCACCUGGCUCCAAAGUUAGGUGGUUUCGUUCUGCAAGCAAUGAGCCAAGGUUCAUUAAUACAGUCACCUUUGACAGCAAAGAGGGUUCACCGACUCUUGUUAUGAUUCAUGGAUAUGGUGCUUCUCAAGGUUUCUUCUUCAGGAAUUUUGAUACACUAGCCAGUCGUUUUAGGGUUAUUGCUAUUGACCUGCUUGGUUGGGGCGGAUCAAGCAGGCCUGAUUUUACAUGUAAAAGUACUGAAGAAACUGAGGCAUGGUUUAUUGAUUCUUUUGAGGAAUGGCGUAAAGCAAAAAACCUUAGUAAUUUUAUACUACUUGGGCAUUCUUUUGGAGGAUAUGUUGCGGCUAAAUAUGCUCUGAAGCAUCCCGGGCACAUUCAACACUUAAUUUUAGUGGGACCUGCGGGAUUUUCAUCAGAAGCAGUUGAUCAGUCUGAGAGGUUUGCUCAGUUUAGAGCAACAUGGAAAGGAGCUAUUUUGAACCAUUUGUGGGAGUCUAACUUCACUCCUCAGAAAAUCGUGAGGGGUCUAGGUCCUUGGGGUCCAAAUAUUGUACGGAAGUAUACUACUGCUAGAUUUGGUGCAUAUUCAUCUGGGGAUGUAUUGACAGAAGAGGAGUCUAGACUGCUGACAGAUUAUGUGUACCAUACUUUUGCUGCCAAGGGUAGUGGAGAACUCUGUAUGAAAUACAUCUUCUCAUUUGGAGCAUUUGCUCGGAUGCCUCUUUUGAAAAGUGCAUCAGACUGGAAAGUACCAACUACCUUUAUAUAUGGUGUUCAAGAUUGGAUGAACUACCAAGGGGCCCAAGAAACUCGUAAGCAAAUGAAGGUUCCAUGUGAAAUUAUCAGGGUUCCCCAGGUUUGUUUCCCUCUUUCAAUGUAAGAAUAAAAACCGUAGGAAGGCUAUUAUGCCAGAAACAUUUUUGCCUUUACAAUGGGAAUCUCUGUUUUUAUUUGGAAAUGGACUUUAUUGCUCUCAAACACAAAUGAUAACCCAAAACCAUACCCUCUUCUUCUAGACUCCUUAUCUUUCCAUUUUCUAUGCAGGGUGGCCAUUUUGUGUUCAUUGACAACACAAAUGCAUUCCAUUCAGCCAUGUUCUACGCAUGCCGGAAGUUCCUAUCUCCAAAACCUGAUAAUGAAUCCUUUCCUGAAGGCCUGCAAUCAGUGUAGACAAGUGUAUGUUGUUCUUUCCCAAAGAAUCACAAGGAAUUUUUUUCAAAUAGUUAACACUCCUUUGCACUUGUUCUUCAUACAUAGCACAUAAAUGUAAGUGCUUUUAGGUAGUUCCCUCACUUGUAUAUACAUUAAACUGAAUCUUCUCCCUUUUUCCGAUAAUUAAACCAUUUUCACUGAGAAAUCAAUAGCCCUUUUACCCCUUUCUGUAUUUGUUAGUGUGGACAGUACUAUAGCCUGCUGGCUAAAUUAAAAGAGAUCAAUUGAU